AUGACUCCCUCUCAUCCUCCUCCUAAAUUUUCCGUAGGCGGUUCUCCGCCAUUCCAGCCUCAGGAUCCUAAUACGCCUAUAAAGUCCGCCCAUCCUCAUCGACCACUGCUCGAGACCUCUCCUCGGAUUGACGCAACACAAAGAGCGCAUUUGAGGCUCUCUCCUAUCAUCGCUCGAGACACGCUUUUAGCUUCUCCUAGUCCUUUACAGCCUCAAUUUGCAGAACUUCUUACUCCUCUUAAACUACGUAGGAAAAAGAACCGUCCUCCUGUCAAUCAGCAGCCCACUUCCAUACCUCAAGUUGCGGGACCAUCCCGACUUGGGUACUACACACUAGAUGGGGAUCUGUAUAGAGGAGCGAUCAGAGAUCCCACAACCCCACACUUACAACUAAUAGACGAAGACGCCGUCUCAUUAGGGACGAGUAGUACUUCUAGUGCAAGUUCGACAUGGUCAGAAAACCUAGAAAGAGCGAGGGCAGUCAUAGGAAGAUUUGGUGAAGCUCUGGGAGUGCGAAGAGGUAGCAACUCAUCUGGAUCGGAUUCUAGCAGUUCCAGCGAUAGUGAAUCACGUGGCGGACGAUCCUCAAUCUCUACACGUACGAAGAAAAGGAGGAGAAGGAGAGGUAGUACAAAGCUCAGUAGGAUCGAUACCGCUCUGAGUCGUCAACCUUCUGGAAGUCCCCAUCCUCCGAAAAGACAAUAUUUACCUAAACGAAGGGAGUUCACACUUCUCUUGCCUAUAAAGGACGAAGAAGCAGAUAUUGGCGUUAGAACUUCUAUAUCAUCAUCUGAUCGUGAACAAUCAACAUUGGUUGAAGAGGAUGGUAGUCCUCAAUCGCUUGGUCAGAAAAUAUAUCCUCCUGACAGAGUAGUUACCACCCCUUCCCUUCCCGUUGUGAUAGACCACAUCCGCUCUCUUCGACUGGCAAACGGUUUCCAUCCCUUAGAAACUACUCCCUUGCCAACACCUAGUGUCGCUCCCAAUAUCCCCAUCCGCAAAAGCGGCUCCGCUCCUGGACGAAGUCGGACUGCUAGAGCUCCUCCCUCUUUCAUCAACCCCCCUGUACCUUCCCGACCACUAGCUUCUCGUACUCAGUCACGCUUACAUGCGUUACGUGGAGACAUGGUGACCGAUCCUGUAAGACCAAAGUCCGUCUCAGAUUUAUUGGGCCUUGCGAAACCUGAAUCCACUGCAAGUCUUUCUUCCUUGAAAGGGGAUUAUCAACAAUCGUCCAGCCUGGGAACACCGAGUGUCGCCAAGGAAGGAUUUGAUUUUAGCAUGAAAGGAAAGGCAAAUGAGACUUGGUGGUUAGAUGUGUCGUGUCCUGGUUGGGAAGAUCUCAGAGACAUAGGCGAACUGCUUGGUCUGCAUCCGCUUACUCUGGAAGAUGUCUUGCAGCAAGAUCCUCGAGAAAAGCUAGAUCAUUUCGAUAAACUCGGUUACUAUUUCCUAGUGGUUCGUGCUUUAGAUGAAAGUUACUUCAAAUAUACACCUGGAUCUGCAAAUUAUUCAGGCGCAACGCUCGCUCAAGCCCCAGCUGCCCAUACUUCUGACACUGUACCUCAGUCAUUCGAAAUGCAAGAAAAGGAUAACCGGGAUAGUGAAAAGAAAGAAGGUAGAAGGAGAGGCUGGGGUAUGGGUCGAGCUACUGGCAAAAACGCGAGUAAAUCAGGAGAAAAAGUAGAAAUCGUUGAAGAUCACCCCGGAAAAGAAGGUUUGGAAGGUGUAGGUGUGGGAGCCGUCAAUGUGUAUCUCGUAGUAUUCACAGAUGGCAUCGUUAGCUUCCAUUUCGAAGACAUCUCUAAACAUACUAGAAGAGUUCUUGAGCGUGCUCUGAACUUCCCAAAUCCCGAUCACAAUUCCGAUUGGAUAGCGCACGGAAUUAUCGACUCUAUCGUAGAUGCCUUCUUUCCUCUGAUCCGUUAUGUUGACGGAGAAGUAGAUGAUAUCGAUUCUCUGACUAUCGACCCUACUACCGAUCCAAAGAAGACAGCCGCCAUAUUGGAGAGUGAACCUAUACCUUCGCCUCAAUCAUCUUGGAACGAGUUCGAACUAAGCGAAAAACACUUGGCGGCGAAUGAGAAACCAAGUUUAUUGCCUCAUAUGUGGAAACAACCCAUUUCUAAUGUGCAAAGGUAUGGAAUCAGAAGAACUUUGCAAGACACAUUACGUCUACCUUCAUUCAAACCUGAUUUCACUAUUCCGAUUCCGCUCCCGUUACUUUACCUGCGACUAUUUCUCUUACCAACUUCUUCGGCUGUCAGGAGAAAACAUGAACAAGUCUCUGAAGCUGUUUUCGAUCGUUCGACCAUGUUAAAACGUAUAACAGAUAUGAGAAGAUUAGUUACAGGUUUGACAAGAUUGUUAGGUGCCAAAGGCGCUGUCAUUGGUCGAUUAAGGAAAAGAUCAAGAGAAGAAGGUACGACAAUGGAAGCGUAUAUCGGUGAUGUAGAGGACCAUAUUCUCCUGCUACAAACAUCAUUAUAUCAUUACGAAUACAUCUUGUCACAUUGUCAACCUGCGUAUCUAUCACAUCUGAACGUAUCUUUUUCAUUUGCCAGGGGUGGAACGGACAAAGCUAUUUUGGCGCUGUCAACAGUAACAAUUUCGGUCUUGCCGAUGCAAUUUGUCCUCAGUUUGUUUUCGAUGAAUGCCAACGUGCCUCACAACGGAGAUGCAGACGCAGACUCACAUGAAGAAGCAAAUGGAUCGCAAUCGCCAUUUGGUUAUUUCGCCGGAAUCGUCAUUGCGAUUUUCUUAGUUGCGUGCGUGAUGGUCACUGUCAUUAGAUAUUGGAGAUGGUUAGCAAGGAAGAAAUGGUCAAGUCUUAGAGGCGCGGAAUUACCUGAAUUCUGGCAAGGCUUUUGGGGAUGGAGUUGA
This is a messenger RNA of Kwoniella shivajii, 2883 nucleotides long. RefSeq lists its product as uncharacterized. The record is from RefSeq and is a predicted model, not a curated record. Gene Ontology annotation, biological process: intracellular magnesium ion homeostasis; magnesium ion transmembrane transport. The transcript is spliced from 5 exons. NCBI's taxonomy places the organism in Eukaryota, Fungi, Basidiomycota, Tremellomycetes, Tremellales, Cryptococcaceae. Bases 1 to 2883 code for a protein of 960 amino acids. Gene Ontology annotation, molecular function: magnesium ion transmembrane transporter activity. Gene Ontology annotation, cellular component: membrane.